AUGGGGGGCCCAGACACGGGCGUGGAGGGUACGCGGGUUUGGUGGGUUUCUAUAUUAAAUGAAUCGCCAGAUAAGACAGGUAUACCGAAAAUGCGGACAUUAUUAUGUGAUGGGUGGUGUUGUUACAAGUGGGGGCUGCGGUGGACUACUCCAACAGGCCCGAGGGGAGGCGGGGCUGCGCGCAGCCAAGAGGAUGUUUGUCGCACUGUAUCAGAAAUUUGGGUAUACUUGAUGCUUCAUAGUACUAGAGUACAAAGAUUUAGUACUUGUUCAGACUGGUGCACAGCAUUUUUCUCGUCACUUACAGUGGUUGCGUACAGCAAGAAACGCCUCUUGGCUGCGCCAAUAUUCUUAUUGGCAGGGAUGUGUGGUGGUGGGGGAGGGGGAUGGGGACGGGGGGAGGAUGGAUAUGGAAAGGGCACGGGAAUGGUGUCCUUUUAUAUGUGGGCAGGGAAAAGAGAAAAAGCGAGCGCAGCGGCGAUGGGGUUACCCGGAUGUGGAGCCCUUAGGGCUCCACAUCCGGGUAACGCAGGUGGAUAUGGUGGUGGGGGCUCCGGCACGGUGUGUGAGGAAAUGUAA
Molecule: messenger RNA, 579 nt
Organism: Eremothecium cymbalariae DBVPG#7215
Lineage: Eukaryota; Fungi; Ascomycota; Saccharomycetes; Saccharomycetales; Saccharomycetaceae
Exons: 1
Coding region: 1-579 (192 amino acids)
Source: RefSeq, a predicted model, not a curated record